UUCUUUUAUUCCAGCAACGAUUAGGGAAGCACUAGCAAGAUUAUUAUGUAAGAUCUAAUUUGUUCUUAUACUUUAUUUUAUGCUUGCAUCUGUGAUUCUCUGUGUUUAUCGAUAUUAAUUGUUUUAAUUCAUUAGAUAGUGCGCAAUAUUUAGUGGCUUAGAAUUAAUUAUACAGCCAAUUGAAUUGCUUAUACGUAAUUGUGGUUUAGGUUUGAUUAGUGGUAAAUUGACACAUCAGGGUCAAGGGAAAAUCAGUCUUAAUUCAAUAAUCUUGCGUCAGAGUUUAUUGAUUUUGAAUCGAAUUUCUCUAGAUAUUAAUGAUGUCGAGUCAUUAAAUUUAAGCGUCUCUUACAGUUGUCAGUCGAUUAGGGUAGUAAUUAAUGAAACGUCUUCUUGAUUACCGAAUAAUUAAGGAGAAAUAAGAUCACGUCAGAAGUGUCUUUGGUGAUUGUAACUGGUUUGCCUGCAUGAAUUAAAGUUAUAUUUGCAUCAGUGAUCGGAAUAAUUAAGCUAUGGUGGACUUAAUUGAUUGCUGGAAUUCUUUUAUUAAUUGUUGAAUUUUUAUUCAUCUUUUGGCAAUUAGAAAAAUUGGUUUAGUUUGGAUUUUAUUUAUUUAUUUAUUUAUUUAUUUUUAUAUUUAGUAUUUUCUACAUAUUCUUCUCACAUUUCAUGGGUUACGUUGCAGGCUUUAAUUUGGAAAAUUCUCGCCAAUCCCUUGGGAUCAUCUUGUUUACUACUGUCUGCGCAGUGUGGGCAUACCGUCUGACUGUCUGAUAUUUUUGGUGUAAAACGACGCACCAAAUUUUGGCGUUGUUGCCGAGGAUCAAUUUUUAAGUAGUAAUUUUUCUAUUUUUUCGAUUUGCUUAUUUUAUUUUAUUUAUUUUUAUUUGUUAUUGAUCUAGAGUUGAAGCUGAAAUGUCUGAAGAUGGAGACGAUGACCGUGAUGAUAUUCUGCCACCACCACCAUUGAUAAGAGAGUUGGGUCGUCAUGGGAGAAAUCAUUCGCUUUGCAUUGGGUUGCCCACGAUUAAUCAAAAUGCAGAAAUCAAGCCCGACUUCAUUCAAGUUCUUCCAAAAUUCGGCCACUCACUUGGAGAGAGUGCACAUAAACAUCUCGCUGAAUUUGAUUUAGUUUGCACUACUUUACGCCAUCAAGGUUUUACGGAAGAUCAUUUAAAAUUACUAACUUUUCCUCAUACAUUGCAGGGUAGAGCUCGAGAUUGGUUGUUUGAUCUAUCAGAACUUGGAACGACUUAGAGGAGCAGUUCUUGCAUAAAUUCUUUCCAGAAUCAAAAGCUGCAAAUCUAAGAAUAGCUAUUAGUAGCAUCAAGCAGAGGAGGAUUGUUGAGGUUGCUUAUGGAGGAAGCUUGACCAACAAGACCUUGGAUGAAGCAAAACAAUUGAUUUUUGAUAUGGUCUCCAAUGGUCAACAAUAUGAGGAUGAGGAUGAUGAUAGGUACUGGCCAGUCAACAUAGCAGAAGAUGCAGGUGUGAAUGAGAAACUUGAUGCUCUAACUUCCUUAGUUAGAGGCUUUGUUGGAGCUCAAAUCCAGAAGGAUAACCAUCCAAAUCCAGUCCAUACCGACUGCCCAGAUCAACCUAGAUUUUUCACUCAAGAACAACUUCAGGUUGGCCGGUAUGCCCAUACCGACUGCCCAGAUCCCAGUAUGAGCUACAUUCUUAAAAGUCUAGCACAGAGAAGCCAGAUUAUUAACAAUUUGGUACGAAGUCAGCAAGCUUUCCAGCAAGAGACGCAGGCUGCAUUGGGUAGUAUGGGCACACAGAUCACUCAACUCGUUACUCAAGUGAACAAGUUGCAAACCAAUCAAGAAAAACUUCCAUCUCAAACAGAAAUACAUCCUAAGGAAUAUGUUUAUGCUAUGAAUUUAAUGACUGAGGAAGAGUUAUUUGAUCCAAAGCCUAAGGAAGAUGAAAAGGAAAAAAAAGAGCAAGAAAGAGCUCAGAAAGAUGAAGUUGUCAAAGUGGCAUAACAAUUUGAAAAUCUUUCUUCUUCCAAGGUAAGUGUAGAAUCUAAAAUUUCUAAUUCUAAAGCACUAAGUUCUUUCCCUUUUCUCUUCAGGUUGGCUCAAAAUAAGAAAAAAAAAAAAGAUGAAAAGGGGAUUUUGGAGAUAUUCAAGAAGGAUAAAGAAGCUCAACCAGACUAUUAUGAUGGAAUUAAAGAGUGUAAAGUGCAGUUGAACUCCACCAAUGAAGUUCACAAUCGGCAUCUGUCGCACGGUAUGCCCAUACUGACCAGCAUUGAACCGAUUGUGCCUUUUAUUGUGAAACUGCCAAAGCGAAAACUGAAACCACCUGAUGAUUGAUGCAGUUUCAGGGAAGUUGUUUUUAGUUUGCUUUCGUUUUUUAUUUUAUUUUUCUUUUUCUUUUAUGUUCUCUUUGUCUUUGUAUUUUUGUUGUUAGUUUUUCUCGCACAAUGAGGACAUUGUGUUAUCUAAGUGUGGGGGAAUUUUUAUGUCUUUUGUCCUGAG
Molecule: messenger RNA, 2489 nt
Organism: Salvia miltiorrhiza (redroot sage)
Lineage: Eukaryota; Viridiplantae; Streptophyta; Magnoliopsida; Lamiales; Lamiaceae
Exons: 2
Coding region: 1413-1991 (192 amino acids)
Source: RefSeq, a predicted model, not a curated record